AUGAAUAGCAGUGAUAACAAGAAGAGGAAGAGAGCAGCGCAAAGGGUGGAAACGGAUGAGAUUCAAAUGCAAUCCAACGCUCAAUCAAUUACUUCGGAUAUGGACUUGUUAUUGGGUGAAUUCGGAGUUGAACGCGUUAGUGAAUUCGUGGCCGAUGAAGAAUAA
Molecule: messenger RNA, 165 nt
Organism: Sclerotinia sclerotiorum 1980 UF-70
Lineage: Eukaryota; Fungi; Ascomycota; Leotiomycetes; Helotiales; Sclerotiniaceae
Exons: 2
Coding region: 1-165 (54 amino acids)
Source: RefSeq, a predicted model, not a curated record